Hyla sarda is the source of this 930-nucleotide messenger RNA. Its product is annotated as olfactory receptor 11A1-like. The record is from RefSeq and is a predicted model, not a curated record. The transcript has a single exon. Gene Ontology annotation, cellular component: membrane. Bases 1 to 930 code for a protein of 309 amino acids. Gene Ontology annotation, molecular function: G protein-coupled receptor activity; olfactory receptor activity. Gene Ontology annotation, biological process: G protein-coupled receptor signaling pathway. NCBI's taxonomy places the organism in Eukaryota, Metazoa, Chordata, Amphibia, Anura, Hylidae.
AUGAAGAUACAGAAGAUGAACUCCACCACCGUCACCAAGUUCCUUCUCCUUGGAUUCCCGGCUCUGAAUGGUUACAAGUUUCCUUUUUUCUCCAUUGUCCUUUCCAUGUAUUGUAUGACUAUAUGUGAGAACCUCCUGAUCAUUCUCCUGGUGUCCACAAGCCAACGUCUCCAUUCUCCGAUGUAUUUCUUCCUUGGACAUUUGGCCCUGACAGACAUCAUCCUUAUAACAAGUGUUGUCCCUAAGAUGCUGGAUGUUAUCAUAAGAGAAGGAAGUGUUAUAUCUUUUUCUGAUUGUUUUACCCAGUUUUACCUUUAUGGGGGAACGGUCAGUGCUGAAUGCUAUUUGCUCACAGUCAUGUCCUAUGACCGGUACUUGGCAAUCUGUAAACCGCUACAUUAUGUCUCAAUGAUGAGUGUACAGCUUAGAUAUAGCCUGGUCGUCUCUUCCUGGGCCCUCAGCUUUAGCAUAGCAGUUAUAACAGUUUUCCUUGUGUAUGACUUAGACUUCUGUGGGCCAAAUGUUAUUAACCAUUUCUUGUGUGAUUUUUCUCCUCUUUUAGAACUUUCUUGCUCAGACACAACUGUUAUGGAAAUUGAAAUUAUCGUGGCUUCUGUUCCAGUAAUUCUGUUUCCUUUCUUAUUUAUUAUUAUAACUUAUGUUCAUAUCUUCAUCUCUAUCUUUGGAAUUUCCUCCACAUCAGGCCGGAAAAAAACCUUAUCCACCUGUAGCUCUCACCUCAUAGUUGUUUCUACCUACUAUGGGUCCAUGCUCAUAAUCUACAUGGUCCCUCAUAGAGGACAUUCAGUGUCUAUAAACAAGUAUAUUUCCCUUGUCUUCAUUGUGCUGACCCCUCUUCUAAACCCUGUUAUAUACAGUCUAAGAAACCAAGAGAUUCGUUUGUCUGUAAUAAAAUAUCUAACGCUCUGA